GUGACGUUCAAUAUACGCGACUUCACGCUGAACAGCAUGGUUGUUAGCGGAGACAUGCUUGUAGUGUUUUGAUCAAGCAAGUAGCUACAUUUGAUUACGGUACUAACAAAUAUGGAUGUGCAAUUAAAAGGAUCAGAUGAAGACGAGUUUGGAAUAGAGUGUGUUGUUCAAAAGGGAGAACAAAAAGCACCGUCUUGUGUUCACGGUCCCACCUUAUUAUUUGAGAAGGUCUGCGUAGGAGAGAAGAAAGGUCGGAGGUUUUAUGCAUGCUCUGCUUGCAGAGACAGGAAGGAAUGUGCGUUCUUUCAGUGGGAGAAUGAAAAGGUGUCUGAGGCCAGGCUUAUGGCCAGAGAGGAGGAGAACAGGUCAAAGAUGCCACCUUUUACACAUCAGGAGUACUGCAGCAGAUUCAGAAGAUUCCUAGCCCUCCCUCUAGGGAGGAGGUUUUGUCAGGACUGCCAGCUGCUUCUCCUGCCAGGGGAAUGGGAAACCCACGCAACUCAUAAGAUGUCACAAGCUGAUGACCUCACGGAGGCCCGGCUGAGCCGGCCCAGUCUGCUGCUGAAACCUCUGGAGAACAAGAAGAGCAACGCUCAGUAUUUGUUUGCUGACCGCAGCUGUCACUUCCUGUUGGACACCAUUGCCCAGCAGGGCUACAGGAAGGUGCUCUGUGUUGGGACUCCCAGACUCCAUGAGUUGAUCAAGCUCAGAAACCAGGAGGGUAAAGGUGAACCCAUGAAGACCUUGCUGCUGGACAUUGAUUUCAGGUACGCCCAGUUCAACGGCACUGAGGAGUUCUGCCACUACAACAUGUUCAACCAUCACUUCUUUGGCGGAGAGGCAGCGACAAAAGUCCUCCUAUCGUUUCUCAUUGAGAAGGACGGGGAGAAGGUGAUUAUGGUGACUGACCCUCCAUUCGGAGGUCUGACGAAACCCCUGGCCUGGAGUUUCUCCCAGAUCUCAGAGACUUGGAGCAAACUGCAGACGUUGGAGGCCAGCGAUGCAGAGGUGCCCAUGGUGUGGAUCUUCCCGUACUUCUUUGAGCCGCGCAUCCUGGAAUGUUUUCCCUCUUUCACCAUGCUGGACUACCAGUUGGACUAUGACAACCACCCACUGUACAAACACGGAAAGACGGGUAGGAAACAAUCCCCUGUACGUCUUUUCACGAACCUCAACCCCCAAGACGUUGUCCUACCGAAGGAGGAGGGCUACAGGUUCUGCAAAGUGUGCGCGCGGUACGUGUGGUCCGAGAACAGGCACUGCAGCAAAUGCAACGUGUGUCCUUCGAAGGACGGUCGCCAGUGGAAGCACUGCUCCGAGUGUCAGAAGUGCGUGAAGCCAUCCUGGCGCCACUGCCAAUCCUGUGGCCGCUGCGCCCUCCCGGGACAUCCCUGUGGGAACAGCCCGGGCCUUGAAGGCUGUUUCAUCUGCGGCAGCCUGAAGCACAAACGCAGGAACUGCCGCAACAAAGAGAAGCGGAGAAGCUGUAACUACCGUCCCAGCCGACCUGAGGCCAAGGAGGGCAGGACCCAGCCCAAACAAGCCAAGAAGCCCAAGAGGAAAUCUGGAGCCCAGCGCCGAGCCAACAAGCUGAGGAAGGCUGCAGAAUAGGUCUGGACCAGCAGGGCGCGGCCCGGGAGACGCUCUUGUCCACAGCGGUUGAAUGUUGCCGGGCCAGGCCGUGGGCCAACGCUCGGGUUGGUGUUCUGUACUGUCGAUAGUGACCUCGUUUAAAACCGCGUGACCGAGGCCUUUUGCUUAAUAAAAGUGAAAUAUGACUGGC
This is a messenger RNA of Esox lucius (northern pike), 1783 nucleotides long. It is a transcript of the gene zcchc4, whose product is annotated as zinc finger, CCHC domain containing 4. Gene Ontology annotation, molecular function: zinc ion binding; rRNA (adenine-N6-)-methyltransferase activity. The transcript is spliced from 12 exons. The coding region runs from base 112 to 1611 and encodes 499 amino acids. Gene Ontology annotation, biological process: rRNA methylation. Gene Ontology annotation, cellular component: cytoplasm; nucleolus. Lineage: Eukaryota; Metazoa; Chordata; Actinopteri; Esociformes; Esocidae. The record is from RefSeq and is a predicted model, not a curated record.